AUGACAAUUAGAAUCGACCAAAAUCCCACCUUGUUUGCACUGCAGAUGGCGAGACAAAUGGAAGAGAUUCUCUUGAAGCCACUCAACUCAUUUCCGCACGUCGUAUUCUACCACUGUAAAUGUAUCUUCCAGCGACAACAGCCUCGGCUGAUCCUUAUCGAUGGUCUCGACGAAUGCUUUGACAACGAUGUCCAGGAGGAAGUCAUUCGGGUGAUGGCCGAACUUGUCUACAAGAGUCGGCUACCAAAUCCGACCCUCCGCCAAGUUUUGCCAUUGGUCAGGAGAAAGGAUAUAUCAGCAGACCCCGGUGCUGCACAGGACAUUCGCGACUUUCUCGAUGCAGAAUUCGCCGAGAUUCGACGCAUUCAUUCGCAUACCAGCCUGGAUUCGUGGCCCAGUCGAGAGGACAUCGAGAAACUCGUCCAGAAAUCUUCGGGGCAAUUUAUAUAUGCGUCUGCAGCAAUGAAUUACAUCAAAACCUGGGAACACCGACCAGACGAGCGCCUACAAGUGAUUUUAGGAUUAUCUCCUCAACACACCAACGAACGACCCUUUGCCGAGCUCGACAAACUUUAUCAUCAUAUUUUGAUAUCAUCCCCCCGUUUUUCAGCUACAAUGCGAAUCGUAUCUAUCCUUGCCAUACCUCGGAAGGUACAGAAAGGCUUCGAGAAUUACGCGACACCUGCCAUGCUCGAAAGGCUUCUCUCACUCGGGAAUGGUGACGUCCAACGAGAUCUGUCUGCAGUGAGAUCCAUUUUUUCUGUUCACGGUCGCAACGACCCCAUCGUAAUGUUUCACGCAUCUCUACCGGACUUUCUGUGUGAUCCGCUCAGAUCCAAAGAAUGCUUCGUCGAUCCCAAGGCUGCACUUCGAUCACUCGCCGAGGGCUAUCUAAAUUGCAUGUCAAGGCUCAAGACUGGUACAAUAAACGAGGAAUCACACAUUCGGUCCGUCAUGGAGAGCCUGGUUCUUCCCUCUGUCUGGUGCUGCAAGAGAGCUGGCCUUGGGGAGCAGUGGCUAACAGUAACAGCAGAUUUGAACUUCAAUGACAGUAUCUGUUCUAUAUAUCUAUCCAUUUUGGAGAGGUCUCCAUGGACAGCGCACUCUCUCGAACGGGGGGUAGAAAAGCUGGUCGCACAUCUCCGUGAAAUGGAUCCUAAAGCUGGGGAUAAACUUCACUCACAGUUUUCAGGUAUCAUUAACGAAUAUUGGAGCCUUGCUUCACUUCGCAAUUACCCUAUAUGGACUCGGAUGCCUGGUAGCGAUUUCAGCACAGACGACAUCAUGAUCUUAGUCAUGGGCAUAAGCGGGAGUGGCAAGAGUCCUUUUUUGAACAAUGCGCUGUAUCAACCUAUAUUCCCAGUUCAUCAUGGCUCAUCUCCUUCCCAUAACAUUCAACAUGCACAAAUUGACCUGCCACUAGGAGGGUCCACACCCCAGCGGGUCUGGUGGAAGGACCAUCGUUUGAUUCGUCCAAAUAUUCAGAUAUACUUGGAGCAGGAAACCAAAUGUUGGCCUGGGCACCAGAAGAAACCCAUUAGUAUGGGCAUCCUUCUCAUGCACCCGAUUCAUACCAGCGAUACUACCGACAAUCGCCAUGCGCUCUCCAUCGAAAUGAUUCUGAAUGCGAAUGGCCAAUCCGAGUUGCUCGCGCAAUGGUUAGUUGUAACCACAAUGUGGGAUGCAGCACCUUCGUUGGAGUUUGCCCAAAGCCAACAAGAACAGCUUGUCAGGUUCUGCAACCGGAGAACCCCCCCAGUGGAAGUUGUUGGCCAUAAUGACUCUCACGGGUCUGCUUGGAGGGGGUUGAACAUGCUUCUUGAUAGGAUAAAACCAAGCAACCAAGAGGCGCACUAG
Molecule: messenger RNA, 1857 nt
Organism: Cyclocybe aegerita
Lineage: Eukaryota; Fungi; Basidiomycota; Agaricomycetes; Agaricales; Hemipholiotaceae
Source: the annotation of a GenBank genome assembly